Molecule: messenger RNA, 1293 nt
Organism: Sparassis crispa
Lineage: Eukaryota; Fungi; Basidiomycota; Agaricomycetes; Polyporales; Sparassidaceae
Product: Adenosylhomocysteinase
Exons: 11
Coding region: 1-1293 (430 amino acids)
Biological process (GO): L-methionine cycle
Cellular component (GO): cytosol
Molecular function (GO): adenosylhomocysteinase activity
Source: RefSeq, a predicted model, not a curated record
AUGGUUUUCAAGGUUGCUGAUGUCUCUCUCGCCGCAUUCGGUCGCAAGGAGAUCGAGCUGGCUGAGCACGAAAUGCCUGGUCUCAUGUACAUGAGGCAGAAGUAUGGCGUGACGAAGCCCUUGAAGGGUGCUCGCAUUGCAGGAUGUCUUCACAUGACUAUCCAGACUGCAGUGCUCAUAGAGACUUUGGUCGUGCUCGGUGCGGAGGUUUCGUGGUCGUCUUGCAACAUCUUCUCCACUCAGGACCACGCAGCCGCUGCUAUUGCUGCUACUGGCGUCCCAGUCUUCGCGUGGAAAGGCGAGACUGAGGAGGAGUACCAGUGGUGCAUUGACCAGACCCUCUGCGCCUUCUCUGGUAACCAGCCUCUGAACAUGAUACUCGACGACGGUGGUGAUCUCACCACGCUCGUGCACGACAAGUACCCCCAAUACCUCAAGGGUAUCAAGGGUGUUUCUGAGGAGACUACAACCGGUGUUCACCACUUGUACCGCUCGUUCCGUGAGGGCAAGCUGAAGGUGCCCGCCAUCAACGUCAACGACUCCGUCACGAAGUCGAAGUUCGACAACUACUACGGGUGCCGCGAGUCACUCGUUGACGGUAUCAAGCGUGCGACCGAUGUCAUGCUUGCCGGCAAGGUCGCGGUCGUCGCUGGCUUCGGUGACGUCGGAAAGGGCUGCGCGCAAUCGCUCGCUGCCUAUGGUGCCCGUGUUAUCGUGACCGAGAUUGACCCCAUCAACGCGCUCCAGGCUACGAUGGCCGGUUACGAGGUUGCCACCAUGGAGGAUGCUGCCCCCAAGGGCAACGUCUUCGUGACUACCACCGGUAACAGGGACAUCAUCACUGGCAAGCACUUCGUGCUCAUGCCGGAGGAUGCUAUCGUCUCCAACAUUGGUCACUUUGAUGUUGAGAUCGACGUCGCAUGGCUGAAGAAGAACGCAACCCAGGUCGUGAACAUCAAGCCCCAGGUUGACCGCUACACUCUCGCCAGUGGCCGUCAUCUCAUCCUCCUCGCCGAGGGUCGUCUGGUCAACUUGGGCUGUGCCACCGGCCACCCGUCCUUCGUUAUGUCCUUCUCAUUCACUAACCAGGUCCUCGCCCAGAUCGCGCUGUGGACGACGCCCGAGAAGUUCCCGCUCGGCGUGCACAUGCUACCGAAGGAGCUCGACGAGGAGGUCGCUCGCGCACACCUCGAGCAGCUCAACGUGAAGCUGACCACGCUCACGACCGAGCAGUCCGAGUACCUGGACAUCCCAAUCCAGGGCCCCUACAAGCCGCUCCACUACCGCUACUAG